AUGAACUGGGCUAAGACCUCCAACCAAAACGCUGCUAUCCUUCUCUUGGAUUUUGAGAAAGCCUAUGAUAGAAUAGAAUGGAGCUUUAUUGAUACUAUGCUCAAGGCCUUUGGUUUCCCUAACCUAUUCUGUAAGUAUAUCAAACUUUUGCUUAAAGAUGCUAUGGCCCAAGUUGAUAUUAAUGGAUCUCUUUCGGAGCCCUUUCCUCUAACUCGAUCUAUUAGACAGGGAUGUCCACUUGCCCUUGCUCUAUUUGUAAUUGCUUCUGAAGCUCUUACAUACAUCCUUACUAACGACACUUCAUCCCUGGCUGUCAAAGGUAUCACUCUUCCCAACAAUGAGGAUCUAUCUAUCUGCCAAUUCGCUGAUGAUACUAGCUUAUUCAUUAAGAUGGAAGAUGAUAACUUUAAUUGUCUUACUAAGAAACUUGAUCUCUUCUGCUCGAUCUCGGGUGCUAAACUAUCUCAGGCCAAAUGUAUUUGUCUUGGCUGGGAUGAACAUCCUCAGGGGUGGUUGUUGAAAUUUGGCUUCCAGUGGGGUGGCCCAACCACCAUAACCAAAUACCUGGGCAUCCCUUUUGCUGUAGAUCCCUCUAUUAAGGAUAUGUGGUUAUGGGUUAAGACCAAAAUCACAAAAAAGCUUAAUAGCUGGUUCAACCGAUUCCUGUCACUUGCUGGCAAACUUCAAGUCUGUCAAAAGAUUUUAUCUUCAUACAACAUAUACUACGCUUCUUCUUGGAUGUUCAACAACUAUCAAAUUUUAGAAAUCCACAAGGCUAUAAGGAACUUCCUUUGGUCGGACGGUAAAGGAAAUAAAAAGUGCCACAUGGUUAAAUGGGACUGGUGCUGCACUGAUAAAAAAUAUGGAGGGCUUGGUCUAAAAGACCUUAGACUCCAAGGUAUUGCACUUGCCACCAAGUGGAUCUCUCACUGUGUAGAUGGAGAAGAGCCAUGGAAAGUACUUGUUAGGAACAAUAUCUUGAGAGGUUACCCAAAAAAAGCUAAAACUUGGAAAAAUCUCCCAUUUGCUGAUAUCAUCUUUGGUAAAUUUCCUACUGCUGUGCAUGGCUCUGCAGUAUUCAAAACAUUAUGGAGAGCUUGGGAGUUGUCUAGACACUGCAUUUCUGAUAAUGCAUUCCAUUCGGACGACUCUCUACAUGGUGAGAGGUCUAUUUGGUGGAAUCUGUAUCUCCAAGGGAAGCCGCUUGCCUUGACUCAAGGCUGUUCGGCCAAAGUUUGGAAUAACUUGGGAAUCUCCACAUUCAUGGACCUUUUUGAAAAUGAUUGCUUGAUUAAUUGGGAUGAGUUAAGAUAUAAAUAUAAUCUUCCUGCCGCUCAUAAAAAAACAUACUCCAUGCUUACUAGAGCCUGCUCGAAUAUCCCUUCAAACUGCCUCGUUGACUCUCAUAGAUUCACUAACAGCAAAUGGACUGAUGGUUCUCUACUGACUAAACUUAAAGCCAAAAAUGUUUACAACUCCCUGAAUAAUAAUCUUAGUAUUAUUAAGCAUGUUAAUAAUGUGUGGUAUACUGACCUGGAGAUGAAGGACUGGAAUAAAAAUUUUAAAAGAAUCUGGAAAUCCUCCAUUGACCCCAAGAUCAGAUGUUUUAGAUGGUUAUUGUUAAUUAAUAGAAUACCUAUUAACAAUUACCAGAUGAAUUAUGAUAGUUGUACCUUCUGCAAUAAACCUGAAACUUGUAGACAUAUAUUCUUUGAAUGUAAUUUUGCAAAGAAAGUAUGGGAAUUAUGUGGAAUUACGUACCCCAAGUACAUUGAUAUCUUUGAAAUUAUUAUAGGUUACAUUCAUGGACUUAAAAAUGAUUCUAAUAUUCUAUGGUUCAUUAUUUCAGCUAACAUUUUAUGGCAGCUAUGGAAAUGCAGAAAUGAGGAAAGGUUUCAAGGUGCACAUAGAUCUCUUACUGAGUUAUACCUUAAACUCACCCUUAUUAAAAUCUCUUCGCAGGUUUGUAUUACGAUGAUGAUCGAGAGGGAGAAACUGAUCAGAUUCCUCAAGAUGGGGCACUCUACUAUGUUCGUGUUUGAAAUGAAAGAUGGUUACGACUUUCGUAACCACAUGAACAAUAUGGUUUUUUUCAAUAAAACGGUGAAAAAGCUGCACAAGGAAAUUACCAAAAACAAGAAUGCGACUGAUGAUCAGAUAAAAAUAAUUGCUCAAAUCCAAGCUAAUAAAAGCAUCGCUUGGAUGGAAGGACCUCUCGGAUGGACAGCUUGGGUUGAACAGUUUGAAGACCUGCUGCAUUAA
This is a messenger RNA of Cryptomeria japonica (Japanese cedar), 2262 nucleotides long. RefSeq lists its product as uncharacterized. The coding region runs from base 1 to 2262 and encodes 753 amino acids. The record is from RefSeq and is a predicted model, not a curated record. Lineage: Eukaryota; Viridiplantae; Streptophyta; Pinopsida; Cupressales; Cupressaceae. The transcript has a single exon.